AUUUCAUUGUUUUUAUCACCCUAUCACAUCUUAUAUUACAACUCCUCUAAUUCCACCAGUACUUUUUCUAUUGUUUUCGCCUCUCAUUUAUAUGUACGUAAAUGGUGUUAACGGUAAACCAUGUAUACUUCCUGGAAACGUAAAUUUUUCGUAAGAUUAAAAGCCAUCAGUCAACCAGUGCUUUGUCGGCGUAUUUUAUUAGUCAUUAACUGGAGGACAGCCUUUCCACAAGAUUAUUUCGAUGAUAGUUUUGCCAGUGAGCGUGAUGUGAGUAGUAAUGUUACGAACGUAGAGACUUUAGACUAAAUUUAAAUGGAAAUUAAUCAAAAGACGAGGAGUAUUUUAAUUAUCCUCCCCUCAAUUCUCAUGUUUCCCAUUUCCACUCUGUGAAUUGAUACCGUCCACAGAUCAUUCAAAUUACCAAAUGAUUGAAUCCAAUACCGAGAAUCAUUUGCCGCAAAGGCCUAAACCGCGAGAGCUCCCAGUGUAUUCCUUUGGGAAAUGCGAUAUCAUCACUGACAUUUAACACUCAGCCACUGACAAUCAGUGCAAAACCCACCGCUGUACGUGAAUUUACCCGGGAAAUUAGGCUGAGUAUCAUCUCUCAUUGUUAAAUAUCAAAGUGGACACCACUCAGCUCUGUUUAUAAAUAUGUCAGUGGGUGAAUUGCGGACAAAGGAUAACUCCACUGAAAAUCGAAACUGAUCCACCCUGUGUACACGCGUCACGCACACCACUGCGGGGAAGAUGGGGGGGAAAAUAGGCAGAAAUGCUUCACCAUAGGCUAAUCCCUCGUGGGAGUCGUUUAAUUCUCUACGUGAUGCUGAGAUUUCAAUUUGGUUUCGGUGAUGGGCAGAAGGAAGGUAAAAUCCUGAAAUUUAUGUUUUAUGGACGGACCCCAUAUCAAAGAAAAGUCGGUCGAAAAUCAUAAAAUUGUCCAAUUCUCCCCCUAAUUUAUCCCAGCAUAAUCAUAAUUUUUAAUUGGACAAAAGCUGGCAAGAUAAACAUUUUUCUUUCGCGAGUAAUGAACACAUUUUUCUCGAUGAAAGGGAAAAAUAAAGGAGAGGUGCAAAAACUGUAAUGCUCAAAAUGUACGAUAAUGGCAGACUAAAAUAUAGAUCAGUCUGCACGAGUGUAUUUUACCCACUAUUGCGAGUAACCUUCCAGUGGAAUAAGCUAGAGCUUAUUCAAAAUUCACAUCGCGUUUCAGAUAGCAUCGCGACACAGUCGCUUUAACAGUCUUUUCAUACUAUGGUGUGGGAAAUUAAUUCGCCAACUUUUAAUUCAGAAAAGCGCACACAUACUGACGAGAGGGGGAAAAAUAACCCUCCUCCUGGUCCUUCCCCAGUGGGCCGUUACUUUGGAUGGUACGUGUUCAGAGGGUCAGCGCUAAAGGCGUCAGAUUAGAUGGUGGGCUACACCACUUGCCAUUUUCACUCCUUUUUAUCGUUUCCACUGUCGUAUUUUAGUAUUAGCGAAUGUUCAUGGCUCGGGGUUUAUCUGUUUGAUGGCGUACGAAGUGAUAGCAGUUGGUAACACGGUGUAUUCUUCAUAGGUAAAUGUAGGAUAUCGCAUUACGAUUAAGUCAUACCUUUUGUGAUUACCCGGCGAUCACACGACAUUGUAAUUACCAUAUAAGUAUAAUCCACCGAAAGCGUGGGCUCUUGUAAAUCUUGCGAUACAGCGUGGACAGGAGAGAUGGAGAUUGACCAAAAGGGAGUUUUAGGUUUUAGUUGAUGUAUAUAUACAGUUUGAAAUGUACGUGACCCUGAUCAUGAGAUAUCCCCAUGAAACAGUACUCCCCCGGUUGUGUUCAUCAGAAAAUCCAGGAGAUUGGCGAGAUUAAAGAGCCUCCAGGAUCUCCUCUAAUUCUGGAAAUAGACAAUCAACACUGGAAGUCAAAUACCAAUGGACCUAAAUAUCUUGGACUAAUAUUUCAGGAAGCGGUGGAAGCUGUUGUACUCGGAAAUUGUUGCUGUAUACACCUAGAUCAUGAGAAGGCUGUGAUAAGGUUAACGAUCGCUCAGAGUGUCCACUUGGGUGGAAUAAUUUUACAGCAGUUGAUACCAUUAUCCAGUGACUUCAGCGAGUAACGUAUUUAUCCGUCAAUCCAUCAGCCUUGAGAUAAACGAAUCUAUACAUGCAGGGGUAUUAAAUUACUUUAACGCUGACGAAGGGAAAGAGGGAGAGAGAGGGAGCCGUGUCACGGCGGCGGUGCGCUCGCAGAGGAGCGUCUGAUCAUGUUCCGCUUUUGCUCCUGUGUCUUACUCGCAUGCUACUCGGUACUUCACUUUACAUGGUAGUAUCAAACCUUCAUGACAGCGGGAGGCAACUUGACACAAAUAUGUAAUGGCCAAGGGAGAUACCAGUGGGGAGAUUAUCGAGACUUUACUGCAGCCGGUGAUGAUAUGAAUAUCGAGAAAUUAUUAAUUGGAAGAUUUAUUCUGCGAAACGUGGAUCAGAGAGAGAUACUUGCGAUUGAUGGUAUCAGGAAUGAAUGUUCCUACGGCAUCCACUCCAGAAGAAACCUAAAGGAAUUAUUUUUAAUUUAUCGAAUUGAAAAAUAAUCUCUCCUUAAUCAAUCGAAUUCGUCCUUCUCUUCAGUCGACAUCGAUCACAGCGAAUGUCAAUGCAAGAGCCAACGUCAAAGAUGAAAGAAACUCUAUAAUAUCGUAGAAUCCAAAACCUCAUUAUUGUCAACUACACCGAGCAGCUCCCGCCCCAGAUACUUCCGUCGACAAGGUGAACUUCGCUGUGCAAUAUCCGUCAUAGUCUAGCUAUCCUUAUCAGCUAGCUCGUUAACUAUCCUCUUUCCCCUUCAACGACAUCAUCAUGUUUCACACCAAGGCCUCUCAGCGAGUGAAUCACGAUUCCUCCAAUAGAAGACUUGAACCUUGAAAGAAAAACUUUGAAGUAUCCACCCUAUAAUCCAGAUAAAAGUCAUGCGAUACAAAAUCUUGGUGCAAUUAAUCGAAGAUCUAAGAAUUUUUAAUUACUGAACUCCAUCGUACUGUAAUCAGAGACGAAAGACUUCGAAGAAAACGGUGGAAACCGUGAACUCUUUGAUGAAACUGCUGAAGUACCUCUGUUGAAUCUUCAACGUGGAAAAACGAAACCACGCCAGCAAGAGUAAAGGGAGAUGAAUUUGAACGCUUGUAGCUCGUUAGCCAUUUUUCCAGUUCCACGGAAAGAUGGCCGACAGAAAACUCUUUCAAACACUUUUAAACCUUUAACAUAAAGACUCUGUCGAGAAAAGGAGGCAUUAUAAAAAAUAAUGUACAGUGUUAGAAAAUUACUCCUGGAAUUUCAAGUUACAGAGCUUGAAAUUUUUAACAAGCAUUCAUCUACAGGAAAUUUUAUCCCUCGGGGCUUUGAAAAAUCCGUUGACAUCUGGAGUAUUCACAAUGCUGAGUUUUAAUAAAAAUUGAAUUAAUCGAAUGUCGUAAAAUUCACCCCAUCGUAAAACCAUCAGCAACUAUUCCCUGGCUUUCAAAAAAAAUUCAAACAGCGUAAUUCAACCACGA
Molecule: messenger RNA, 3524 nt
Organism: Diachasmimorpha longicaudata
Lineage: Eukaryota; Metazoa; Arthropoda; Insecta; Hymenoptera; Braconidae
Exons: 3
Coding region: 1788-2093 (101 amino acids)
Source: RefSeq, a predicted model, not a curated record